Molecule: messenger RNA, 1855 nt
Organism: Striga asiatica
Lineage: Eukaryota; Viridiplantae; Streptophyta; Magnoliopsida; Lamiales; Orobanchaceae
Source: the annotation of a GenBank genome assembly
CCGAGCAAGACAAAUACACACACAGUUUGUGUAUAUAUCCACACGCGACACGCUCAAAAUCCUCGUUCAUCACUUUCCUCUCUUCGAAUUCCAUCAUCGGCUUUCUAUCUCUCUCUCUCUCUUUCUCUGCAUGGCAACUUGGAAAUCGGAAUUCCAAGAAUUUGUAUUAGGGUUUUCGUUUUACAUGAAGGGCCUAUUGGAUCGUACGAAGGUGGUGCUGAGGCACCUGCCCCCCACGAUUUCUCAGUCAAACCUUGUCGAGCAUAUUGAUUCCAGAUUCUCCGGCCGCUACGGUUGGCUCGCCUUCCGCCCUGGAAAAUCGAGCACAAAGCAUUUAACUCAUUCUCGAGCUUAUAUCGACUUUAUAAGACCAGAGGAUGUCAUCGAAUUUGCUGAGUUUUUUAAUGGCCAUGUGUUUGUCAAUGAGAAAGGGUCUCAAUUUAAAGCUAUUGUUGAGUAUGCUCCUUCACAGCGCAUACCAAAACAAUGGUCUAAGAAAGAUGGUCGUGAAGGGACUGUAUUCAAAGAUCAUGAAUAUUUGGAGUUCCUUGAAUUUCUUGCGAAACCAGUUGAGAAUCUUCCCAGUGCAGAGAUACAGCUGGAGAAAAAAGAAGCAGAACGAGCAGGCGCCCCCAAGAAUGUCCCAAUAGUUACCCCAUUAAUGGAAUAUGUUCGACAGAAAAGAGUUGCAAAGUUUGGAGCUCGGAGAACCGUGGUGAAUGGCAAGUCUUCAAGAAAAGUUGGUGGAAUUUCAUCCAAGAGUCCUGUCUCAGGUUCUUUAAAACGAGGCUCUGAAAAAAGGACUUCUACCAUGUAUGUCUUAAAGGACAGCUCAAAGGGUUUCGGAGGGAAGGAUAAACCAACUUUCCUGGUAGUUUCUAAACACGAUGAUCAACUCGCUGACAAGUCCGACAUUUCAGCUUCUGUCUCCAGAGAUGCUGCACCGGAAAGGGAUUCUGGAGGAUCGGGAUCCACUGGAAUUGUGAAGAAAAAAAUUCUGCUUCUCAAAGCGAAGGAAACUUCUAAUGAACGGUUACUUAGUUGUGAUGCCACAUCGCUAUGCUUCUUUGCACUUGAGGUAGACAGAGGAGCUAAUAAGCUCUAUGACUUCCUAGUUUGGCUGGUGUAUGAGAAAAGAGGAAAAACUAAUGAAGUCUUAUUUUCUGUUUGUUCUUCGCAGGAUGCAUUGAUUUCAUCCGAAAAUUCACAUAGUUCAGCAACUUUCAGAAACAAUCAGCAACGUGACACUAAAGGAAGGAUUGUCAGGAGUAUACUUCUUAACAAAGAUCCUCAUCAGAAUCAACCAUCACUAGGGUCUCAACGUGAACUGAGAACUCCGGCUUUGAAUCAAGAUAGGGACAAAAAACUUCCCCGGCCCCCAAUCAGUCAGUUGCUUCACAAGGAAACAAAUGUAUUUCCUGAAGAUAAGGCAGCCAUUAAUGAUUCACAUGCUGUACGUACUGAGAAGAAGGAAAGGCGAACGAAAAAUAGGGAUAGGCCUGACCGUGGUGUAUGGACUCCUAUCCGGCGUUCAGAGGGAUCACAUGCAAGUGAUGACUCGUUAUCUUCUUCUGCUUCCCAAACCUCCCAAGUUGUGGAUUCUGCAGAAGAUGCGAAAAAUGAGAUAUCGGUUACUCGUGGUGGAAAUUAUAGGCACAAUGGCAGUGGUCGCAACAGUCAUUACUCUGUUCAAAAUGGUUAUCGAAAUGGGGGGUGCCGUGGUUCAGCUUACAAUGUGAAAGAUGCAUCAGGCUCUUCAGUUGUGGAGGGGAAACCUUUGAAACAUGGAGCUUCAUCUGGUUAUGGCACCCAUGAGAAACAAGUGUGGGUCCAAAAGUCCAGUUCGGGCUCAUAG